Sinocyclocheilus rhinocerous is the source of this 774-nucleotide messenger RNA. Its product is annotated as neurexophilin-2-like. The transcript has a single exon. The annotation marks the transcript as partial. Lineage: Eukaryota; Metazoa; Chordata; Actinopteri; Cypriniformes; Cyprinidae. Gene Ontology annotation, molecular function: signaling receptor binding. The record is from RefSeq and is a predicted model, not a curated record.
GUGCACGGCUUGGAGAAACAGGUGGGCAGAUCUCUGGAUUACCUGGAGCAGGGACCAUCCGGCACAGUCUUCAAGAGCCUCCCAUACGGCGUUCCCGCUCCGUCAGGCGGCGUCAAACCUCCACAGCAGACCUCCAGGAUAUACUCCACGCCGGACCACACGCCCUCGAAGCCCAAACCACCCACCUUCAGCUUCCAGAACCCCUACGAAUGGAUGCGAAACCAGUCGCAGCUCCUGGACCAAACGGGCUACCGUCCCAAACGCAAGCCCUCCCUCAAAACCUCCAUGAAGACUAAAAAGAUCUUCGGCUGGGGCGACUUCUACUUCAACGUCAAGACGCUCAAGUUCACCCUUCUGGUGACGGGGAAGAUCGUGGACCACAUCAACGGGACGUUUACAGUCUACUUCCGGCACAACUCCUCCAGUCUCGGGAACAUUUCGGUGAGCAUCGUUCCUCCGUCCAAAAUCGUUGAGUUCGAGGUUCUCCAGAACCCUCUUCACUCUGAGAUCCAGUUCCACCAGCCGCACCAAUCCACCAUCGACCCCAAAGACGUCAAAACCUUCAACUGUCGCGUCGAGUACGAGAAGACGGAUCGCUCCAAGAAGCCCAAACCCUGCCUUUACGAUCCAUCCCAGACCUGCUUCACUGAAAACACCCAGUCGCACUCAUCCUGGCUCUGCGCCAAACCCUUCAAAGUCAUCUGCAUCUUCAUCUCCUUCUUCAGCAUCGACUACAAGCUAGUGCAGAAGGUCUGUCCGGACUACAACUUUCAG